AUGGGUCAAUUACUCAGUUUCAUCAACGGUACAGAUCAUGCUGAACAAAUUUUUAUAGAUUUCGAAAAUGCUCAACCAUCAGAUGACGAAAGAGAACUUCAUAAAACAGUUGGUGAAGUUUUAAACAGAGGUCCAGCAAUCAUUGAAAAACUUUUAGCAUACGCAGGUUGUAAUGAAUAUAUUAGAAGAGCUAUCACCAAUCCAGGCCCAGAAACUGAAGAUGCUGCUUGGGAAGCAGUUCUUCCAUCAGUCGAUCAACUUCAAGAAUUCUACGACUUCUCAUUAGAAUUAGAAACUUGUUUCCCAAAACUUUUAGUUGCUCUCUGUAAAAAUGAUCCAAAAUCAUCUUUAUCAAACCAACAAGCCCUUGCUAAACAACUCGCUGAUAUUUUUGAUUUUGUUUUAAGAUUCGACGAUGCCAAGAUGGUUAACCCAGCUAUUCAAAACGAUUUCUCAUAUUAUCGUCGUACUCUUAACAGAAUGAAAUUAUCUAAAAAAGAUGCCAACAUCAAGAUUCGUGAUGAAUUAGCAAACAGAAUGUCAUUAUUCUUUGCUUAUCCAACCCCAAUGAUGAAAGUUCUUUCUGAAACCACUGUUAAAUUCCUCUCACAAGAUACCACUGUCCCAAGAGAAAAUGUUACUACUGCUUUAGCUACCAUGGCUAAUGUUUGUCACGAUAUGGUUAAUAAAAAGAAAUUCACCAACGAAGAAAUUAAUAUGUUUUGUCUUAGAGCUAUGGUUGGCUCCAUCAUUUUAUUCGAUCACAUCCAUCCACAAGGUGCCUUUGUAAAAAAAUCAACCAUUGACAUGAAAGGAUGUAUUGUAACCUUAAAAGAAACCAACGCUGCCUCAUGCCCAGGAUUAUUAAAUGCCUUAAGAUUUACAACUAUUCACUUAAACGACGCUGAAACUCCAGGUUCACUCAAGCAAUUAUUAUUACUUGAUUAA
Molecule: messenger RNA, 948 nt
Organism: Dictyostelium purpureum
Lineage: Eukaryota; Evosea; Eumycetozoa; Dictyosteliales; Dictyosteliaceae
Exons: 4
Coding region: 1-948 (315 amino acids)
Biological process (GO): regulation of actin filament polymerization
Molecular function (GO): small GTPase binding
Source: RefSeq, a predicted model, not a curated record